Penicillium pulvis is the source of this 1242-nucleotide messenger RNA. RefSeq names its product TVP38/TMEM64 family protein. Bases 1 to 1242 code for a protein of 413 amino acids. The record is from RefSeq and is a predicted model, not a curated record. Lineage: Eukaryota; Fungi; Ascomycota; Eurotiomycetes; Eurotiales; Aspergillaceae. The transcript is spliced from 3 exons. Gene Ontology annotation, biological process: mitotic spindle elongation; vesicle-mediated transport. Gene Ontology annotation, cellular component: Golgi membrane.
AUGCCCGCGGACUACGAGUCCACAGCACGGGCAUUGGCUGUUUCUCCAUCAUCAGAGCUACAUUCUGCCUCCGCCAGUGAUGAUGAACAACCGCUCUGGAGCCGGGCGGGCAGGCUGAACUCAACGCGGCCCGAAUCAGGCAACCUCCGCGACAGGUUGAUGGUCAAAGGCAAGGAACUGUAUCGCCAGGCAGAAGAACGAUGGAAGCGCAUGACAUUCUGGCAAAAGGUCGGCUUCUAUGUCGCGUCCUUAUUAGUGGGCGCAUCCGGCAUCGGUUUUCUGGUCUUGACGGGCAAAGUGUUCAUCUGGCUAGGCCCGGUCGCGGAAAGAUGGGAGAAGUCUCCUCUCGUGGCCUUUGUGCUCUGGCUAUGCGUCUUUUUCGUCUCAUUCCCGCCAUUAUUGGGCUGGUCAACGUUCGGGACUGUGGCGGGUUUCAUCUUCGGCGUGUGGAAAGGAUGGUUGAUCUACGCCACGGCCACUAUUCUCGGCUCUACAGCAUCAUUCUAUGUAUCCCGCACGGUACUAUCCAGAUUCGUGACUCGCUUGAUGGAACACGACAAGCGAUUUGCGGCGCUGGCGUUGACUCUGAAAUAUGACGGGCUGAAACUGCUCUGCAUGAUUCGCCUGUGUCCCCUGCCCUACUCCAUCUGCAACGGCGCCAUCUCAACUUUCCCGACCGUCCAACCUUUGAUGUAUGGACUGGCCACAGCCAUAAUCUCGCCCAAACUGUUGGUCCCAGCCUUUGUUGGCAGUCGGGUCCGCCUUCUGACCGAGAAGGGUGGAGAAAUGAGUGCCGGAACCAAGGCAGUCAACAUUAUUAGCAUUAUCGCUACUAUUUCCAUUGGAGGUGGUACUGCGUACUAUAUCUACCAGAGAACCCUAGCCCGCGCUAAAGAACUUGAAGCAAAAGAAAGGGAAGAUAUCCGGCAUUCCCUGCAGGCUGAUCAUGCCGCCCACCGCCCUCAUGGCCGAUUCGCCGACGAUGAUGCUGCAAAUGCCGCAGCGACCGAACUCGCCAGAGACGAGGAAGAACGGAUUGGUUUCAACGAUUUCGACGAUGAUAACGUUGACCUUGACCUUGCUCUAGACGAUGAUAGUGGUAGCGAUGGAGGCAACCGCCGCUGGAAGAAAUCGAACCGGAGAUCAUACCACGAUGAGUUUACGGACAAUGAUUCAGAUGAUUACGCUGGCGAAGGAGACGAGGCUUUCGGUCUGCAUUCCCAUGUUCAACGAGAUACCUAG